Malassezia restricta is the source of this 282-nucleotide messenger RNA. Its product is annotated as DUF2346 domain protein. NCBI's taxonomy places the organism in Eukaryota, Fungi, Basidiomycota, Malasseziomycetes, Malasseziales, Malasseziaceae. Gene Ontology annotation, biological process: mitochondrial respiratory chain complex IV assembly. The transcript is spliced from 4 exons. The record is from RefSeq and is a predicted model, not a curated record. Gene Ontology annotation, cellular component: mitochondrion; mitochondrial inner membrane. Bases 1 to 282 code for a protein of 93 amino acids.
AUGGCGGGGCCUGCGUUGGAGGUGUUCCGCUUCGGCAUGUACCUGAUGUUCCCCCUGGGGUUCAUGCUGUACUUUGGCGACCCAAAUUGGUACGAAAAAUAUGUGCUGCCAUCCCGCGGACGCUUCAUGCCCCCCGAGACAGAUUUUAAACAACCACACACGAAAGAAGAACUACAGCAGCUAUUACAAGAAAAGCGCGAGCAAGCCUCCGUGGCCCACGACCCGGCGGCUGUCGGGCUGGUGUCUCACUUCCAAAAGGUGGAUAAGGAACGCAUGAUCUAA